AACAAGAUAUGAAUACCAAUUUGGUAUGAUUAGUUUCUUUGAUAUUCUCCGCUAGUGAGAAUAAUAUAAACACUUGGAAAACAAAAAUCCUACAAUAAACAUUUGGUGACAAAAUUGGAAUAAUAUGGAGGCGUGAAGAGCAUAGAAACAAAAACUUGUUAGCUUUAACGGUUAAGAGCCCCAAGCACACUCCUUAAACCCCACAGUUGGGCGGAGCCAUUCUAAGAGUGUGCUUUCUUGUUUUCAUCGCACCAAUUUUCUUCAAAUCUACCUCCUCUCAUCUUGACAAAAUCAAUCCCAGGUCUAUUAUUAUUCUCGCUUGGACAUUGAAUUAAACGUUAAAACAUUUGCUUUUGUUCUUUAGCCACAUUGAUCAGAAAAAUGGAGUCAGCUGCCGUGAAUGGCGUCUGCACUAAAUCUGCUAUUCCCUCCACUCCCGGCUUAUUUUUGGGGAGAAGGAGUGGUAUUAGGAGCUCGCAAUGUAACUUUAUGGCAGGGAGUAGGAUAAAUUAUCCUCGGCAGAGAGCUGAAGCAUGUAGAAUUAUUAGUAGUAAAUCUGUUAAACGUAGCGGUGCUCUUGCUGUAACAUGUCGUGCUGAGAAAAUUCUAGUAGCAAAUAGAGGAGAGAUUGCUGUUCGUGUGAUUCGGACAGCUCAUGAGAUGGGAAUUCCUUGUGUUGCGGUUUACUCAACCAUAGAUAAAGAUGCCUUACAUGUCAAGCUUGCUGAUGAGUCUGUUUGCAUUGGUGAAGCGCCAAGCAAUCAAUCGUAUUUAGUGAUCCCAAAUGUCUUAUCUGCUGCUAUCAGUCGUGGAUGUACAAUGCUGCAUCCUGGGUAUGGUUUCCUUUCUGAGAAUGCAGCUUUUGUUGAGAUGUGCAGAGAACACGGAAUCAACUUUAUUGGGCCAAAUCCGGACAGCAUUAGAGUCAUGGGUGACAAAUCGACUGCCAGAGAAACAAUGAAGAACGCUGGUGUUCCAACUGUACCAGGAAGCGAUGGACUACUGCAGACCACUGCAGAAGGAGUGAAGCUGGCUGAGGAGAUUGGUUACCCUGUGAUGAUCAAGGCAACAGCUGGUGGUGGUGGUCGUGGAAUGCGUCUUGCUAAAGAACCUGAUGAGUUUGUCAAGUUGUUUCAGCAAGCUAAGAGUGAAGCAGCAGCUGCAUUUGGAAAUGACGGUGUUUAUCUGGAGAAGUACAUUCAAAAUCCUAGGCAUAUUGAAUUUCAGGUUUUGGCUGAUAAAUAUGGUAAUGUCGUGCACUUCGGAGAGCGUGAUUGCAGUAUUCAGAGAAGAAACCAGAAGUUGCUAGAGGAAGCACCUUCCCCUGCGUUGACACCCGAGCUACGAAAAGCCAUGGGCGAUGCAGCUGUUGCAGCAGCAGCAUCUAUAGGUUACAUUGGUGUUGGUACUGUUGAAUUCUUAUUAGAUGAGAGAGGAUCCUUUUACUUCAUGGAAAUGAACACUCGUAUUCAGGUGGAGCAUCCAGUGACAGAAAUGAUAUCUUCUGUUGACCUGAUAGAAGAACAGAUUCGCGUGGCUAUGGGAGAAAAGCUGCGCUACAAACAGGAAGAUAUAGUGCUUAGAGGACAUUCCAUUGAGUGCCGUAUAAAUGCAGAAGAUGCAUUCAAAAAUUUCAGACCCGGACCUGGGAGAAUCACUGCGUAUUUGCCAUCUGGAGGUCCAUUUGUCCGCAUGGAUAGCCACGUUUAUCCUGGUUAUGUGGUUCCGCCGAGCUAUGAUUCCCUGCUAGGAAAGCUAAUUGUGUGGGCUCCAACACGUGAGAAGGCUAUUGAGCGCAUGAAAAGAGCACUUGAUGACACAAUUAUCACAGGAGUUCCAACCACAAUAGAAUAUCACAAACUCAUCCUUGAUAUUGAGGACUUCAAAAACGGCAAAGUCGAUACCGCUUUUAUUCCAAAGCAUGAACAGGAAUUAGCUGCUCCCCAACCAUCAGUUUCAGCAGCUACCAAGGAGUUGGUUAAGGCUAAUGCUUGAUUCAUUUUUGUUGCGUUUAACUUCUCCUUUACAUCUCGUCAGCGGUACAAUGUUAUAGCAUUGGGAUCUGGAGUUUACUGCCGUUCUGAAUACAAGAGUUGUCAGUUUAAAUGUAUUAAACUACACAAGACUGAAUGGAAUUCUUUUUGUUUUGGUCUUUGCCUUGUUAUAUAUUGGAAGAUGGAAUUAAAUUGUA
Molecule: messenger RNA, 2191 nt
Organism: Lycium ferocissimum
Lineage: Eukaryota; Viridiplantae; Streptophyta; Magnoliopsida; Solanales; Solanaceae
Product: biotin carboxylase 1, chloroplastic
Exons: 16
Coding region: 382-1995 (537 amino acids)
Molecular function (GO): ATP binding; ligase activity; metal ion binding
Source: RefSeq, a predicted model, not a curated record